CCUCGGUCAUCUCCUGAGUUUAUCUGCAGAGCUGAGGACAGAGAAGUCUAGCCACCAAGCCCAGCUUUCCUCCAGUGCGCAGCCCCGACGGGGCCGUGGCAGGCGCAGCGAGAACGCCGACGGAGCCAUGAGAGAGUACAAAGUGGUGGUGCUGGGCUCGGGCGGCGUGGGCAAGUCCGCCCUCACGGUGCAGUUCGUGACCGGCUCCUUCAUCGAGAAGUAUGACCCCACCAUCGAGGACUUCUACCGCAAAGAGAUUGAGGUGGACUCAUCGCCGUCGGUGCUGGAGAUCUUGGACACGGCGGGCACGGAGCAGUUCGCAUCCAUGCGGGACUUGUACAUCAAAAAUGGCCAGGGCUUCAUCCUCGUGUACAGCCUUGUUAACCAGCAGAGCUUCCAGGACAUCAAGCCCAUGCGGGACCAGAUCAUCCGCGUGAAGCGGUACGAGCGCGUGCCCAUGAUUCUGGUGGGCAACAAGGUGGACCUGGAGGGCGAGCGCGAGGUUUCAUUCGGCGAGGGCAAGGCCCUGGCGGAGGAGUGGAGCUGCCCCUUCAUGGAGACUUCGGCCAAAAACAAAGCCUCGGUGGACGAGCUGUUCGCCGAGAUCGUGCGGCAGAUGAACUACGCGGCGCAGCCCAACGGUGAUGAAGGCUGCUGCUCGGCCUGCGUGAUCCUCUGAGGCGCCCGCGGCUGCCGCGCGACAGCCGCGCUCUCCGCACAAAAGCCAAACGCACCCGACUCUUCUAAAUGUGAUUUCUCUUCUUGCUUUGAGAUUGGAGAUGACUUUGCAUCGGCUGGGGGGUCUUGGCGCCCGACUGGCCGCGGUGGCCGCGUCCCCCGCCUCUCCCCGGUUUCCUAGGGGCUGUCCCGUCAGGACCAUCCGAGUCCCGGUGGAAAUGUGGAUCUUUGCAGCAUGUACGUUUCUCAUUGAUUUUGGUUGACGCAUAUUUCCCCAUUGAAGCAGCCCUUGGGGCCCUGUAUUGGCGGCUUGACACCGGCAGGCGCAAGUUUCAGUCUGGAAAAAAAAAAAAAAGAAAUGGGGUGGGGGCGGAAGAGGACGGGGAGAAGGUGGAAAGGGGGGUAUUUUUUGUUUUUCUGUCAACAACCGUUUUUCUAGUUCCAAGUUUCAAAAACACGGAAGGAAGUCCGGGAGAACCAAAUGAAGGAGCAGGAGGAGAGGAAGAAACUUUUGUUUUUUCCUUGUUUUCCAGGAGUAGCUGGAAAUUAAGAUCGGGUUCCUUUUCUGCCAGCUUGGAAAGGCAACCCCGUGACUGAUUUCGAUUCUGAGGAUGUCUAUGCAAAGUUGGAUUCUUGUUACAGUGUAUCCAAUCUGAAGUAUUGCACAUCUGAACUGGGACUGUUAACACUGAUGCCAAUACAGUGUGGGGUGCCAGAAAGUGUCUGCUGAUAAUUUGUGGGGGGAAAAAAUCUAUUUUGUUUACCUACUGUAUCAAAGGGGAGUCUGGGGGAGAACGGUAGUAUUUUUUUUUAUCAGCUGUGAAAAAAAAAUGUUACAGAUCUGCACAUUUUUGUGUGUACUGUUGUGUGUGUGUUUUUUUAGAUUUAGCUUUUUGUUCGUAUUGGUUGGCCAUACGUGGUUUUGAUGGCUAGCUCUUUAAACUACAGUACAGAAACUUCGCAAAUGUGAUUCAGGGCCCCCAGCACCCCUGUGUCUGCAGAGUGCCUUCAAAACUCAGCUGUUCCAGCCGGUGCCAACCUGUGAACUUCCCACCAGUUCCCAGAAUCUGUUAUUCCUCCCCAAACUACUUCCCAGUUUACUUCUAAUAAUCUUCCUGAAGGAGCCAGGACAAUAGGGCCUGUUGUUCGUUGAAUUCUUUAUUCUUUCCAGCCUUUAAAAUGUAAUUUACUUGUAAUGCAAUGGGUUAUUUUUUUUUUCUUUUUAAAAAAUUUUUGCUUCAUUUUGUUCCAAUGUUCAGGUAUUUAGCUCCCCUUUUAUAUAAUUUUUUUUUUUUAAUUUUUGGUUUUCUGUUGUAGGGUGUUCCUCCAGAAGCACAGAGCAAAAUUUUACUGUUGUGAUGUACCAAGAGAAUUCUAACAAUUUGUAAUUUCUAAUCCAUACACGUGGUUAAUCAUUGUCUCUUCAUUUUAAGAUUUUUAAUACAAAUGUCAUUUUUAAAGAAACAAAUCCAAACUAUUGUUUGUGUUUCUGUGUUUCAUAUUCAGUGACUUAAUACAGUGUCAUGGCUGAGGUGGACAGGGGCAGGUGCCUGAUGCCCCCAAGAAUGGUUUGUCAGAUUUUGAAGAGAGAAGUGUCAGUGACAAGUUAGGAGACAUUACUCCCAACUCUUUAAACAUGAAAAAUAAUCAUCAAGGUCUAGGAAUCCCUGGGGUGUGGCUUUACCCUCUGACUGUUAAGAUGAACUGGAUAUUGAAUCUGUUCUUCUGACUUGGAGCAGGAAAGGAAGAAGCCAGCUGCUAAGACUGCCUUAGAUCUGGAAGAGUAACCAUCCACUGGUCAGGCAGGAUGGUGUUUUAGUGUUCUUUUUUUCUUUUUCUUUCUUUCUUCGUAUUUUGUUCUGCUUUGUUUAAAACACCUAUCCAGUUUAAAGCUUGUUUGGAGAAUAUGAUUUUCAAUUCUGAAGUCAUGCCUUGUAGUGUUUUCUACAGUACAUUUGGGCGGGUUGUGAAUAGUGUCUCAGCCCUUUUGUGGCUUUAAUUAGGAAGCAGAUCAUUAGGUUAAAAAAGAAGAGAAAACUUAAGUCUCUUGCUUUAUUACACUGUGCAGUUUGUGGACCAUUUUGACCUCAUGAAAUUUUCCUUCUAACAGCAGGAGGCAGUGUGAGCUUUUUAUUUUGUAUUUUGUUUUUCUUAAGGGCCAUUUUACUGAUAUCUUUAUGGAGUGGAAGGUGUAUGACUAUGUAUCAAAAGCACUUCAUAUAUACCUUAGGUCCAUAAAGUGUAGGGUGAAGAGUUUUGACUUUCCAAAAGAUUUAUUGUGUUGAGGGAGCCAAAAGAAGUUAAAGGCCACAGGUUUCUUAAAGCUGUAUUAACAUAUUUUGCCUUAAAAUGUUGUGUCUUUGGCCCAGGUGACCUCUCAGAAUUGCAGCAUGGAGGAGGAAUAGAGAAUUCUGCCUGGGUUUGGUUCUAAAGCUUUUUCUUUUUUUUUAACACUUGAUCUCAUUGAAGUUUAGUACCAAACUUAAUUAGAAGGUAAUGUAUAUAUGCUAAAUAAGAAAUUAGGAAAAAAUAUUCACACUUAGGCUUUGCAAAGUUUCAUUCUUGCAUUUGUGUAAAUUUAGUUAAUUCAAUAGAUCUAAAGUGUAAAGAUGAAAGCUCUGAAGACAUAUAACAAGUACUGUAUAAAAGAUUUUUUUAAAUGCAUUCAGUGACUUAGGAGUUUGUUUUAGUUUUUGGAAGCCUUUUGAUGUGAAAUACUGGCAAGUAUCUAAUUUAAGAAAUGUAUAUACUCCUGACAGGGAAUUUUUGAAAAUGGGAAAUUGGAAAUGAAAUAGGUUGCUGGGUGCAUUAAUCAUCUUCACAUAGGAUUUAGUCACUUACAUGACUAAAUUUUUUAUAGGUCUGGGAUGGCAGGGCAGAUGAUUUUAAUAUGCUCUUACUGAGUACUGUAAAAUAAAUGCUUUUUAGAUUCUCAAUGAAAGCAAUUUUGCGUGUGUGCCUGGAGCAGGAAAAUAGUAUUAAGUUUUGUAGCCUUCUCCAAUUAUUUUCUUCACGAAAUUGAGAAAUUAGGGACAUUGUUUUUAAGACUGUGUCAGUUUAUUUGGCUAGUAAGAACCCGUUAGAAUUAUGGUGUGAAGAGAUAAGGGCAUUUGUUUCCCUGAAAAGGGGGCUGACUUAAGGGUGUCAAAGGAAGGGAGGGAGGGAGGGAGGGAGUUUGUUGUAAGGCAGUCACCUGUCAAAACAGAAACUGGGUGGAAAAGGAACCUUUAUCUUGGAAAGCAAAAGUUAACUUUUAAACUUGACCCCUGCUGGUUUUUAACAGCUUUUCCUUUUGGUCCCUGACAGUCAUCCAAGCUUUAUGUUAUUUCAAAGGAUUAUUUCUGUUCUCCUUUUGUAAUAGCCUCAGAAAAGUUGAAGAUAGCAUUGGAAGUCUCACAUUUUCAUAUUUGGGGGUUACCAUUCUUAGGUAAAACAUUGUGCACCUUCUUAACUGCUGAAACAGACUCCAUCGCAUCACAUUUUAGGACCAGCUCUAUUUGGGGAUUAGAAUCUUUUCAGCAUGUGAGGCCUCAUGCUUCCUGAUUUAUUACCCUUUCCUGUAGGUAGGAAUCCAAAAAUGCUCUAUUGAUGUGAACUAUUUGGGUUGUUUUAAACAUGUUUUCACCAGCAUGUUGUUGCACCUACUUUUGAGUUAUUUUCCAGUAUUUCUCAUAGAUGGGAUGGGAGAGUGAGAGAACACUAUAGGUAGCAGCUGGUCUUGAGAAAUAGAUACAAAAUGCCUGUACCUUUACUGGCAUGAAAGGAUCUCUUUCCUUUUCACAACAGAAUAAGUCUCCUACUUACAAACAUUAGGGUUUAAUUGUAGAUCACCACCAUGAAUUGAAAUGAUAGCAAACAUUUGACAGAGUGUCUGCUUAAUUGGGAAAAACUUGCUAAUAUAAUUUUGUCCUGGUGAAAAUGUGAAGUUUUAAGUACUAUAUAAUAGAGUAUGGUAAGUUUGAUUGUGAUAUUUUACUCAGACUACUAUGAAUAAUCAAGUGCAUUUAAUUGAACAGAGUGCUAGUUCUAGAAGAUACAUUUGCUCUGAUGACAGUAGGAUUUUGAUCCUUGGAAAAGGCUUUUAUCAAUUUCAGAGGAUCUCACACUUGACCAUGUAUCAAUCACCUAGAGGUGAAAAUAAGUCUUGUAGGCUCUUCCUACAGUUUCUUAAUUCAGGCUAUCCAUCUAUUACCUCAGAAUUUUCAUUUCUGACAAGUUUCCAGGUGAUGCUGAUAGAACUGCUUCAGGGACCACAUUUUGAGAACCAAUGAUCUUGUCCAAACUCUAAAUGAGGACUUCACUGGGAACUACCUAGGGAUGCAGACUUCAGACCCGUUUCACACAUUUAGAGUGCUGCCUUCCACAAAAUCAUGGAGUGGUCUUGACUGAAUUCUGUGUCUAUUGAGGACACGUGCCAGUUACACUAGUGUUCUCUUACUUCGAGAUUAAAAGGCAAGAAUUUUAGUUUUUUAUGAUUCCUAGUAAGGAUUUUUUAAAAACUGUACUUGAGAAUUGAAAUCUUAAGGUCAUAGUAAGCACAUGCAUCUGUCUAUAUGUAAUGUCUGUGUGUUUUAAUACAUAUGUUUAGUUUCUUACCAGACUUUCUAGGAAUCAGUUCAGUGUCGUGUAGUUCUGUAGUUAAACAUCCUGGGACAAUGCACAGCAUAAAAUGGUGCCAUGCGUCUUGUUUCAUUGGAACUAAGUGUUGAAUGAUUUUGUUAAUUGGCGGGGGCAGCUGUUUAUAUUUUUCCUUUAUUAUUAAAUGGAAAUCUCUUUGGAAAUGUUUUUCUUAAGACUAGGAAACACAUCGUAUUUUGUGCAAUUGACUAAACUUGCUAUUUUCUUUGGAAUGAAUUACCUAGCACAAUUACGUGUACCUAAGUUUAUCAGAGGUUUGAAGAUGUGUGGUUGUGUUUUUGUGUGUGUAUGUGUGGUAAUUGUGCGAAUACAGCAAAAUAUUUUUUAAAAGUAGAAAAGAGAAUAUUGAUGCAUUGAGAAUACAGGUGCUCAAAAGGGCCCGAGAUUGUUCGUUGUUAAGAAUAUAGUUACAGUGGAUAGUGGUAAACAUGACAGAAAUAAAUUUAUUUCAUUAUUCAGCAAGCAUUUAUUAAUAUAUUAGUUGUGGUAUAAGGGCUAAUCCUUAAAUAGGCAAAAGCCAGACAAGGGAGCAAUGGCUUUGUGCUGAUCUUAUCAUCAUAAAUUGUGACAAUAGUGUAUAUUGAACAGUAGGAGUAUGUGGAAAAGUAGUUACCAUCAAUUAUAGAAUCCUGUGGGUCUGUCUGGCAGGCAACAGAGUAAGUCAAAUUUGUUAAAAAUUGGAACUUUACUUUGAAAGGUAUGUGAAUAUUGCAAAUAAAAAUGGAUCCGAUGAGGUUUACGUAACAGUUGUGUUGCAUGUGGAACUCUGUAAUUUUGUGCAUUGCUUCCAACUAACUUUUUGAGAUUAGCUGAAAUUGCAUAUUUGGAAAUAAAAAGUCAGUUUGCUUUUACAUUUUCAUGUCAAAGGAAAGAAGGGAAAUAGGCUUAUGAAAAUUGUUGACUGUAUUUUUAUUUGAGGAAACAAAAAAGGGAAGGGCAAUUAAUUUUCUAUUCUUAAAGAAAGAAGCAAUUGUUGGCAUAAGGUUUUCUGGGGUUCCUCAUGUAAUUAAGAUUCAAUGGAGUAUUUCUUCUGAAAAAGAUAAUCUAGAAAUGAGUGUACCAAAGAAUAAGGUUGACGUUUUAAGUUUGCUAAGCCUAUAAUUUUUUCAUACAGACGCUCUUGUUCUCAAGCCUUGUGUACUUACUGAAGAAGGCAACCAGCUCAGAGAAAGAAAUGUUAGGCAACAAACUAUAAGGAGUAACAAUAAUAGCAAUUAUUGUAAAACCAUAUGAACUAAAGAGAGUUGUGAUUAUUAACCUCCUGCAGUUUGUAAAAUGCUUUCUAGUGACUCUCUUGUGUAAAAUAUCUCAUGAAUUUAACAGCAUGCUUUUUAAAUGUAAAAAGUUUUAGAAUUAUAGAUAGAAUAGUUCAUCUGAAAGUACUUCAUUAUUUUUUUAAUCUUAUUAUUGUAAGACCAUUUAUGAGAUGAAAAUUUGUUACUUACACUUUUGUGGCUAAAGUAGAGGUCUUUAUGUUUUACAUCUGACCAUUUAUAAAAAGUUUUCAAAAAAUCUGGGUUGAAUCAUGAACUCAGAAUAUUUUAAUGUUAUUUAAUAUUUGCAUAUAAUAUAUUUCAAAAAUAUUCUCUUUUAAGGCUAAAAUUAUACUGAAUUAUCUCUUUCAAGAAAAGAGCCUCUAGAGAUCUGUACUAGUACCAGCAUAAUUCUGUAAGAACAUUUAUGUCAAUAAGAUAUUUAAAAAUAUAUUUUAGAUAGUUUUGCAUUUAUAUUCUAAGUAGGUAAUAGAAUUGCAAGUAUAUCUCUUAAGUUGGAUUUUAGCAUCAUUUCACAUCGAGUUUGAAAAAGGCUUGAGUUGGAAGUUCUUUACUCUGAGUUUGUUUAUCUUAGCUUUAUCACAUCACCUGUUUUUUCUUUUUGUGUAUCAUUUCAUUCAUCUACCUCAGCUUUAUGCAAACGGUGUCUCUCAUAUAUGUAAUCCAUGUUAGUAGAUUAAAAAACCUAAGACCUUAAUUAAUGGCUAUAUAAAUGUGUUUUCCAUAUAAUAAUGUAAAGGGAAAAGUAUUUUUCACACUAUGUUUGAGGUCCAGACUGAAAUAACCAACUAGUUAGAGAAGAUGGCCUACUAAAAAUAGAUAACUACCUUUUGAUAUGGGCAUAGACUUUGCAUUUCCUUUCUAGAACUGGUAAAGGAAUUUUUUAAAAAAAGAAUUCAAUUGUAGGAGUAUUCAUUUUCAUAUAUAUACAAAGGCCUAUAAAUCUUUCCAGACCACCUCUUCUUCCUUACUAAUCUGCUGAGGUCAAAAAAUGAGAAAUAAGCCGUGCACUCUCUCUCUCUCAGAGAAUACCUUAUAACCUAAAAGGGCCAACAAUAAUCCAAUCUGAAGAGCAAAAUUUUUCCUGCAUUUCUGUACAAACCAGCUUUUAAUUUGUCACAGAGGAAUCAUAAAUAGUGGUAAGGGCGAGAGAAUAUUUUCCUUAAUUAUUUUGGCAACAUCAAGCAAGCAGGCUGGGUACUCUGGUUGCUGAGGAAGAAGAGAUGAUAGAGCUGAGAAGGCAAUUGUGGAGAAGGCAGGCUGAGUUGAAAUCAUUCCUCAGCCCCCAUCCUCAUUCCUGCAUUCCUACAAUCCUAGAGGAUUUCCUUGUGUCCAGGCUUGUGAUUCACUGUGAUGCAAGAUUUACUGAGGCUUAGGGCCGCUGCCGAUGGCCAAAAAUGAAGGAGCCUUAUAGGAUGGUGUGAUAAUGCUACUGUAAUAAAUUCCACUCUAACUCAUACUUGCUUAACCUCAGUACUCCUAAUAUUUGUGGCUGGAUAAUUUUCCGUAGAGCAAUGUCCUGUGUUUCAGGAUGUUUAGCAGCAUCCCUGGCCUCUACCCACUAGAUGCCAGUAGCACCCCUUCCCACGCCAGUUUGACAGCCAAAAGUGUCUGCAGACAUUGCUGUCUAAUCUGAGGGGAGUGGGGGUGGAGGUUGCUGCUUAACAGCCCCUGCUUGAGAACUAUUACUGAGUUCAGCCUACCUGUGGAGUUGGGGGAAGCAUAAGUCAAGAGGAGAGAGGAGUUGAACCUAGGGGCCCUUGAAACUUUUGCUCCAGGAAAGUGCUGCAGUCAUGUAAAGUAUCAGUGUUCUCUAUUGUGCUUGGGACAAUAUCACUUUGAUCAGUUCAUUAAAAUCCACACCUCAGAGUAAAUCUCAGGGAUUGGAUUUUUCGGUGAUUUAAUUCAAAAGGUGGUUGUGCUGUGACUGGGGUGAUGAACUAAACUCACGGUCAGAGAGUAAGUACAUCAGGUCAUGCUGAUAAUUAAGUAGAGGGACCUAGAUGGGAAAUCAAGGGCAACAGUGUUGCAAUUUUGUUCAGAGCCUCUGAAAGCUCCACAAGAAGACAUGUGGAAGGCUUUCAGUCUCGCCCAGCCUCCUCCACUCACCUGUCCCUUUCCAGUUAAUCCAGGCCCCUGUUCCCCACUGGCCCUCCUCACUUUGGGCUGGAAAGGAUGCAUUUAUGCAUCUACCUCUCCUUAUUUUCACUUUUGCAAUUCCUCCCACCCUCCCCCUUUCUUCCUUCUACUCUGCCUUCAGAACUAAUGGCUGAAUGUGUCCAGGGCAGACCUCAGCUAGUUAACUGCUCACACUUAUCUGUGUGCAAACCCCGCUGCCAGGCUGUUAAGAAGGGAGCCGUGGAGGCAGUAGAGAUUGCCUGUUAAUGAAGUGAUUGUGGGAGCUGGCAGUUUCUAGCCAGCAGCACACAGGCUGUGGCUGCUAACCCCUGAAAUGCAGCAUUAAGGACUAUCCUGUCAGCAAAUUCAUGAAUGUGAAGUUAACUCAGUGACCAUGGACUUCUAACUCACUUGGUCACGAUUGUCUUUGUCCUUAAGUUUUAAAUGAACACACCUUAAAAUCCAUGUAAGAUACCUCUAAAAACUUGAAGCAACCACAGACUCUACCUGGUGGGACACUUGUGAUUCUACAUUUCACAGGGGGAACACUUGGAAACCUCACAUUCCUAGUAAGUGGACGACAUAACAGCUUUGUAACUGAGAGAGACCCAUCUCUAAGCCCAUCAAAAGAUUCUAAACAGCUACAAGUCUAACAAAGGUAGGCAGUAAAUAAAAUAAUUCUUUACAAUAAAAAGAACCAUUUGGUGAAAGUGGAUGAGUGAUUUAUGUAGCUGAAACUUGCUUCUUAAAUUUGAAAGCAGUCAUGCAUUAGGAUGGAUGGUGUUCAUGGAGAUAUUCUCUGUAGUAUCUUUGUAUUAAAUCAAAAAGGGAAACAUCUGAUUGAACUGCUAAUGUGAUCACAAUUAAGAUAUAGAAAACUGUUUUUGUGUAUCUAGAUUUCCUGUUUUUCUUAUAUUCUGUUUUCCUCUUUUAUAAAUUAUCUGUACUGUUUUGCAACAAUUUUUCUUAUCUCUGAGUUUUAUUAGCUUUGAGUGUUAUGUUUUCUUUCUGAUUAAAGAGUCUAUAAUGAGGGAAAUUAGUUAUGAAUCAUUGUAGCCAGUAGCCAAGAAAAUAUAUGUAUUCAUAUAUUUAAACAAAUAAAUUAAUUGUGUAGGA
This is a messenger RNA of Capra hircus (goat), 9824 nucleotides long. It is a transcript of the gene RAP2B, whose product is annotated as RAP2B, member of RAS oncogene family. Gene Ontology annotation, molecular function: GTP binding; GDP binding; GTPase activity. Gene Ontology annotation, biological process: Rap protein signal transduction; negative regulation of cell migration. The transcript has a single exon. The record is from RefSeq and is a predicted model, not a curated record. Bases 128 to 679 code for a protein of 183 amino acids. Lineage: Eukaryota; Metazoa; Chordata; Mammalia; Artiodactyla; Bovidae. Gene Ontology annotation, cellular component: plasma membrane.